CAUCGUCUUUGUUCUUUGCGGGGUGGCAGUGUGGCGGUAAUGUUAUGGAGUUUUCUCUCCUGCUCAUCAGUGACAAAUAGGAAACGCCAGGCCUACUGGAAACGAUUGAUUUUACGACUGUAAAUCAUCAGCAUUCAAGUGGUGGUGGUGAAUAAAAUCCUUUAAGUCCUGUAUGAGACCCACAGAGAGCAUCGAAACAUGGUGGUUCUCAAAAUUAGAGACCAGCCUGCCCUGCUAAAAGCUAUUUUUAAUGUUGAUCCAGAUGAAGUACGCUCUCUAAUUUUCAAGAAAGAGGAUGUGAAUGUCCAAGACAAUGAAAAAAGGACACCCCUGCAUGCAGCUGCCUACUUGGGAGAUGCUGAGAUUAUAGAGCUCUUAAUAUUAUCAGGGGCGAGGGUGAAUGCUAAAGACAAUAAAUGGCUGACUCCUCUCCACCGCGCUGUUGCAUCCUGCAGUGAGGAGGCGGUGCAGGUUUUGCUUAAGCACUCUGCUGAUGUGAACGCUCGAGAUAAAAACUGGCAGACGCCUCUGCAUGUGGCCGCCGCUAACAAGGCAGUGCGGUGCGCUGAGGCGUUGGUCCCACUGCUCAGCAACGUCAAUGUAUCUGAUCGGGCCGGACGAACCGCCCUGCACCACGCUGCCUUCAGUGGCCACCUGGAGAUGGUGCGAAUACUGCUCUCCAGGGGAGCCAAUAUAAACGCAUUCGAUAAGAAGGACAGAAGAGCGAUCCAUUGGGCAGCAUACAUGGGUCACAUGGAGGUGGUGAAACUGCUGGUAUCUCAUGGUGCUGAGGUGACGUGUAAGGAUAAGAAGGCAUACACGCCUCUCCACGCUGCCGCAUCCAGCGGCAUGAUCAGUGUGGUGAAGUACCUGCUGGACCUAGGAGUGGAUAUGAAUGAGCCAAACGCGUAUGGGAACACUCCGUUGCACGUUGCAUGCUACAAUGGCCAGGAUGUGGUGGUCAAUGAGCUGAUCGAGUGCGGAGCGAAUGUGAACCAGGUCAACGAGAAGGGUUUUGCUCCACUGCACUUCACCGCUGCCUCACGUCAUGGAGCGCUUUGCCUUGAGCUCCUUGUUGGCAAUGGGGCUGAUGUCAAUAUUAAGAGUAAGGAUGGUAAGACCCCUCUGCACAUGACUGCAAUCCACGGAAGGUUCUCAAGAUCUCAGGCGAUUAUUCAGAAUGGUGCUGAGAUAGACUGUGAAGAUAAGAACGGGAACACUCCUCUGCACAUCGCUGCUCGAUACGGACACGAGCUUCUCAUCAACACACUGAUCACUAAUGGAGCUGAUACAGCCAAGAGGGGCGUCCAUGGCAUGUUUCCACUGCAUUUGGCUGCUCUCAGCGGCUUCUCGGAUUGCUGCCGUAAGCUGUUGUCAUCCGGCUUUGAUAUAGACACCCCUGAUGACUUCGGAAGGACCUGUUUACAUGCUGCUGCUGCUGGCGGGAACCUUGAGUGUCUGAAUCUUCUGCUUAACACGGGGGCAGAUUUCAACAGGAAGGACAGCUUUGGAAGGACACCUUUGCACUAUGCAGCUGCAAACUGCAACUAUCAGUGCCUGUUUGCUUUGGUGGGUUCAGGAGCCAACGUCAAUGAGCUUGACCAGAGGGGCUGCACCCCCCUCCACUACGCCGCUGCUUCUGACGCCGAUGGAAAGUGCCUGGAGUAUUUACUGAGGAAUGAUGCUAACCCAGGGAUCCGAGACAAUCAGGGCUACAAUGCAGUACAUUACGCCUCUGCUUAUGGACAUCGCCUUUGUCUAGAGCUGAUUGCGAGUGAAACUCCUUUAGAUGUGUUAAUGGAAACCUCAGGGACAGACAUCUUAAAUGACUCUGACGUACGUGCUCCCGUCAGCCCGCUCCACCUGGCUGCUUACCAUGGGCAUCACCAGGCUCUAGAAGUACUUGUUCAGUCGCUGCUGGAUCUGGAUGUGAGGACGGCACAAGGACACACACCGCUGGACCUGGCUGCCUUUAAAGGCCAUGUGGAGUGUGUGGAUGUUCUCAUAAACCAGGGGGCUUCCAUCCUGGUGAAAGACUACACACUCAAACGGACCCCCAUUCACGCUGCCGCCACAAAUGGUCAUUCCGAGUGUCUGCGUUUGCUGAUUGGGAAUGCAGACAUGCAGAGUGCAGUGGACAUCCAGGAUGGAAUUGGCCAGACUCCUCUGAUGUUGUCUGUGCUGGGUGGACACACCGACUGUGUUUACUCCCUUAUUAAUAAAGGAGCUAAUGUAGAUGCCAAAGACAAGUGGGGUCGCACUGCUCUGCACAGAGGGGCGGUGACGGGUCAUGAGGAGUGUGUCGAGGCUCUGCUGCAGCACAGUGCCAGUUUCAUGGUACGGGACUGUAGGGGACGUUCACCGGUGCACCUCGCAUCCGCCUGUGGCCACGUUGGGGUUCUGGGGGGAUUUCUGCAUGCUGCCCAGUCAAUAGAGACCAUACCUGUCAUCACUGACCAACAGGGCUACACACCCCUUCACUGGGCCUGUUACAACGGACAUGACACUUGUGUUGAAGUGUUGCUGGAGCAAGAGUUUUUCCAUAAGACAGAGGGGAACACGUUUAGCCCCCUUCACUGUGCUGUGAUAAAUGACAAUGAAGGAGCAGCCGAGAUGUUGAUAGACACUCUUGGUCCUGCCAUCGUCAAUUCGACAGAUUCUAAAAACAGGACUCCUCUUCAUGCUGCCGCGUUCACGGAUCACGUGGAGUGUCUACAGCUCCUGCUGGGUCAUAAUGCACAGGUGAACUGUGUGGAUGCUGGAGGCAAAUCUCCUCUCAUGAUGGCCGCUGAGAACGGCCAGACAAACGCAGUCGAGGUGUUGGUGAGCAGUGCAAAAGCAGACCUUACGCUGCAGGAUGCCAAGAAAAACACUGCGCUCCAUCUGGCCUGCAGUAAGGGCCAUGAAACCAGUGCCUUGUUGAUCUUGGAGAAGAUCACUGACAGAAACCUCAUUAACUCCACCAAUGCAGCUUUACAAACGCCUCUGCAUGUCGCUGCUAGGAAUGGCUUGACUGUGGUCGUCCAAGAACUACUAGCGAAGGGGGCUAGUGUGUUAGCUGUGGAUGAAAACGGUUACACCCCCGCCCUGGCUUGUGCUCCUAACAAAGACGUGGCAGAUUGCCUGGCGCUAAUCCUUGCCACCAUGAUGCCAGUGUCCCCCGGAGGAGUUGCGGUGCCCAGCCUGGCAUUCAGCGCCAUCAAUCAUUACACCAGCCCCUCAAAAAGUGUCACGUUCGACAGUCUGCCCAUGCUCCGCUCCGAACACAGCUCUUAUUGCAGCUUCAACAGCAUCGGGCGCCACGACGGCUUCUACAAGGACGACGAGCUAAAUGACUCUGACUCUGAGACCUACUGAGGCGGAGGAGAGGCGCACAUCUUGUCUUAAUUACCGAGCGGCCGGCCACUCCGCAGAGCCUUAAGAGUCUCUACCCGCAACGCACACAAGAACGUACAUGUAUUUAUGAGGCCCUCCCAGCCACUUAUUCAUCAGCUCAACCUCUGCCAGCACGUCUCGCCCUUUAGCAGAUACCUCCGAGUAC
This is a messenger RNA of Misgurnus anguillicaudatus (oriental weatherfish), 3541 nucleotides long. The record is from RefSeq and is a predicted model, not a curated record. NCBI's taxonomy places the organism in Eukaryota, Metazoa, Chordata, Actinopteri, Cypriniformes, Cobitidae.